Molecule: messenger RNA, 1408 nt
Organism: Trematosphaeria pertusa
Lineage: Eukaryota; Fungi; Ascomycota; Dothideomycetes; Pleosporales; Trematosphaeriaceae
Product: putative gibberellin 20 oxidase
Exons: 3
Coding region: 148-1155 (335 amino acids)
Source: RefSeq, a predicted model, not a curated record
GCGUGGCACAGCAGUUAAGCAUGAAUGGUCCGCGGAAGGAUCGAUCGAAUGAGAGCCUUAUCUCAACUUCAAGUGAAAACCUGAUAUCAAUCGAGGAGCCUCCCAGCAGCUUCUCGUUGGACAGUCCACCGUAACACGGCACCCGCCAUGGGCAGUAUCGAAGAUUCCACCUCGGAAGUCGCCAUCCCCGUCAUCGACAUCUCAGGCUAUCUUGCCGGCGACCCAACAGCAACGGCUGCCUGUGCCGCAGAACUGCGCGCUGCAUGUGAGAACCAGGGCUUCCUGCAGGUCAUCGGCCAUUCGGUUCCUGAAUCGACCCAGAAGAAGUUCCUAGAUGCGAUUGCCAAGUUCUUCGCCCUGCCGCUUGAAGAGAAGGAGAAGCUGAGUCAGACCAAUAGUCCCUGUUACAGAGGGUAUGAAAGGGUAGGAGGGCAGAAGCUGGAUGAGUUGGAUGAUAAUGCGACGACGGAUCAGAAGGAGGGGUUUAGCGUGAGGCCGGAGCGACCAUUGGGGAGGUUUCUGGCUGGUCCGAAUCAGUGGCCUGAGGAUAGUGUUUUGCCGGGUUUUCAGGAGGCAUAUAUGGAGUAUUUCUGGGCAGUACAUUCUCUCAGCAAAGCCAUGUUCCAGCUCAUGGCUCUGAGCUUGGGACUGGACCGGACAUAUUUUGAUUACUUUGCUUCGGACCCCAAUGGCAUCUGCCUCUGCCGCGCGCACCACUACCCCCCAACCCCGCCCGACGCCGCAGGCCGCACCCGCGGCGUCGGCGCACACACCGACUUCGGCGCCCUCACCCUCCUUCUCCAAGACACCGUCGGCGGUCUCGAAGUCCUACACAAGCGCACCGGCACAUGGCACCCAGUACCACCCAUCGCCGGCGCCUACGUUUGCAACAUUGGCGAUCUUAUGGAACGAUGGACGAACAACCGGUACCGGAGCACCAUGCAUAGAGUGAUCAGCUUAUUGAGUCGCACGGACCGGUACAGCUGUGCGUUCUUCAACGAUGGCGCUUUGGACAUGAUAGUUGAGGCGUUGCCGGGGUGUGUGCCUGAAGGAGAGAGUCCGGCGUAUGAGCCGUUGAGGGUGGAGGAGCAUAUUGUGAAGAGAUACGUGCAGAGCUAUGGGGCCGGCGGGACAUAUAUUGAGCAGAAGGCUUGAAUGAUCGAACCGCAUCCGGGAGCCGCAUCAAUGCAGCAUUUACAAGCCAUACAUACAUCGAGCAAAGGCCUGGAUCAGAUCGGGAAUGUUGGCGCAUUUAAGAUACUCACACAGGAACCAGGUGGAAGCCACCGACCAAGACCAUAGUCGCAAAUUCAUGCUUCGUAAGAACAUUACAGCGCCCUUAUCCAAAUUAACCCCCAGAACCACAAUCCUGAAUCUAUCAAUCAAUCCUGCUGAUAUCUCGACUCGC